Messenger RNA from Phacochoerus africanus (Common warthog), 1716 nucleotides. RefSeq names its product divergent protein kinase domain 1A (gene DIPK1A). The record is from RefSeq and is a predicted model, not a curated record. The coding region runs from base 458 to 1669 and encodes 403 amino acids. The transcript is spliced from 6 exons. Lineage: Eukaryota; Metazoa; Chordata; Mammalia; Artiodactyla; Suidae.
AAGACAGUGCUUGGUUUUAAUGCGCCAUCUUAUAAGAUUUUCAAUCACACCUGAUCCAGUGCAACUAAACUCGUCCCCAAAAGCCUGUGUAUCACCCUAGACUUGUCCUGUAUCCUGAGCAUACGGUCCUCGGGAUGUGCAGCAUGCUGCGAAAUCUUGCUGCUUUGCCUUUCUGCAUUCCUGCCAAAGACGAAGGACGUCAAGCCGAGGCUUUGGGCUCUGCAGUGAAGUAGCAGCUAUGAUGCGAGAUCUGAGCCCUGCUCUCCCCGAGCCGUCAGUACGCUGCCUUUUUGCGAAGGGUCGCCUGGGGAUGCUCCGGAGGAGAGAUGUUUCUGCUGGUAGCUGCCCCUCAAAUCCGAGUGACCUGAGCUCAUUCCAAAGUCCUAGACCACUGGAGUAAUGAGAACAGCUUUCGCCUUCAGGGAGAACACUGCAGGCUCGCUUCUCAUAUGUGCGGAUGAAAUAUCUUUUCUUUUCCUGGUUGGUGGUUUUUGUUGGAAGCUGGAUUAUCUAUGUGCAAUACUCUGCCUAUACAGAACUAUGCAGAGGAAAGGACUGUAAGAAAAUAAUAUGUGACAAAUACAAGACUGGCGUGAUUGAUGGGCCGGCAUGUAAUAGCCUUUGUGUUACAGAAACUCUUUACUUUGGAAAAUGCUUAUCUACCAAGCCCAACAAUCAGAUGUAUUUAGGGAUUUGGGAUAAUCUCCCGGGUGUUGUGAAAUGUCAAAUGGAACAAGCCCUUCAUCUUGAUUUUGGAGCUGAGUUGGAACCAAGGAAAGAAAUAGUGCUGUUUGAUAAGCCGACUAGGGGAACUACUGUACAGAAAUUCAAAGAAAUGGUCUACAGCCUCUUUAAAGCAAAGUUGGGUGACCAAGGGAACCUCUCUGAACUGGUUAAUCUCAUCUUGACAGUGGCUGAUGGAGACAAAGAUGGCCAGGUUUCUCUGGGAGAAGCAAAGUCUGCCUGGGCACUUCUUCAACUAAAUGAGUUUCUUCUCAUGGUGAUACUUCAAGAUAAAGAACAUACCCCCAAGUUAAUGGGCUUCUGUGGCGACCUCUACGUGAUGGAGAGUGUCGAAUAUACCUCCCUUUAUGGAAUAAGCCUUCCAUGGGUCAUUGAGCUUUUUAUUCCAUCUGGGUUCCGAAGAAGCAUGGACCAGUUGUUCACACCAUCAUGGCCUAGAAAGGCGAAAAUAGCCAUCGGACUUCUAGAAUUUGUGGAAGAUGUUUUCCAUGGCCCCUACGGAAACUUCCUCAUGUGUGACACUAGUGCCAAAAACCUGGGAUAUAAUGAUAAGUAUGACUUAAAAAUGGUGGACAUGAGAAAAAUUGUGCCAGAGACAAACCUGAAAGAACUUAUAAAGGAUCGCCACUGUGAGUCCGAUUUGGACUGUGUCUAUGGCACGGAUUGUCGAACUAGCUGUGACCAGAGUACAAUGAAGUGUACUUCGGAAGUGAUACAGCCGAACUUGGCAAAAGCCUGUCAGUUACUCAAAGACUACCUGCUGCGUGGUGCUCCAAGUGAAAUCCGUGAAGAACUAGAAAAGCAGCUGUAUUCUUGUAUUGCUCUCAAAGUCACAGCAAAACAAAUGGAAAUGGAACACUCUUUGAUACUAAAUAACCUAAAAACAUUACUGUGGAAGAAAAUUUCCUACACAAAUGAUUCCUAGUUCAUUUGGACAUUGUGACCAUUUUAAGAAGCCUAGCAUUUCAAAAA